This is a messenger RNA of Nerophis lumbriciformis (worm pipefish), 519 nucleotides long. NCBI's taxonomy places the organism in Eukaryota, Metazoa, Chordata, Actinopteri, Syngnathiformes, Syngnathidae. The record is from RefSeq and is a predicted model, not a curated record.
AUGAAUCACGGGAACGAAGCCAGUUAUGCUCUGGACAUGUGCUCGCACUUCGACGCAGACGAGAUUAAGCGUCUGGGCAAGCGCUUCAAGAAACUCGACUUGGACAACUCAGGCUCGCUUAGCGUGGAGGAGUUCAUGUCUUUGCCAGAGUUGCAGCAGAACCCUCUUGUGCAACGCGUCAUAGAUAUAUUUGACACAGACGGCAACGGAGAGGUGGAUUUCAAAGAAUUCAUUGAGGGCGUCUCUCAGUUCAGCGUCAAAGGAGACAAAGAGCAAAAGUUACGAUUCGCUUUCCGCAUCUACGACAUGGACAAAGACGGUUACAUCUCCAACGGUGAACUUUUCCAAGUUCUGAAGAUGAUGGUGGGCAACAACCUGAAGGACACGCAGCUGCAGCAGAUCGUCGACAAAACCAUCAUUAAUGCCGACAAGGACGGCGAUGGGAGGAUAUCCUUCGAGGAGUUCUGCGCGGUGGUGGGUGGCUUGGACAUUCACAAAAAGAUGGUGGUGGACGUGUAA